CAAUGUAAAAAUCAUCAUCAUCAUCAGAAGGUAAAAUGUGGGGAAGGAACUGAGCUGAAAUGUUCAAGCAAUUAUUUUAGGGUGAAGAGUUUUAUUCUCUGUUGCGUUUUCCUAAUGGGUUGGGAGAUGUGUGGCAGAAAAACUGGGAGGUUGAGGGUGUCCAUUGGUAGCCCCAGAGCUGGGGUUCCAGCUGGAAGAGGACACCCUGGCCCUGCUGCCCCUGCCAGUAUCCCCAGUAUUCCCUCCUCUUUCUCUCUCCCAAUCUUCCUGCCUGGGAAAGCAGCAGACAUUCUCAGGGCUGCGGAGGGAUGGGGGAGGCCCAGAGCCCAGGGCCGUCCAGGAAGUGGUGUUCAGUGGGCAUCAGCCCCCAGGACUCCGAGGAGGGGAGUCUCUGCAUUGGGAUUUCUCUCUUGUGCCCUCAGAAACCCGAUGGAGGCAAUGUAUCCACACACAUUCUACUUCCACUUUAAAAACCUACGGAAAGCCUAUGGUCGGAAUGAAACCUGGCUGUGCUUCGCCGUGGAAAUUAUAAAGCAGCGCUCAACUGUCCCCUGGAAGACAGGCGUCUUCCGAAACCAGGUCGAUCCUGAGAGCCGUUGUCAUGCAGAAAGGUGCUUCCUCUCCUGGUUCUGCGAGGACAUACUGUCUCCUAACACAGACUACCAGGUCACCUGGUACACAUCUUGGAGCCCUUGCCUAGAUUGUGCAGGGGAGGUGGCCGAGUUCCUGGCCCGGCACAGUAAUGUGAAGCUCACCAUCUAUACCGCCCGCCUCUACUACUUCUGGCAUACAGAUUACCAGCAGGGGCUCCGCAGCCUGAGUGAGGAAGGGGCCUCCGUGGAGAUCAUGGGCUACGAAGAUUUUAAAUGUUGUUGGGAAAACUUUGUGUACAAUGGUGAUGAGCCGUUCAAGCCUUGGAAGGGACUAAAAUACAACUUUCUAUUCCUGGACAGCAAGCUGCAGGAGAUUCUCGAGUGAGGGGUCUCCCCAGGCCUCAUGGUCUGUCUCCUCUAGCCUCCUGCUCAUGCUGCGCGGGCCUCCCCUCCACCCUGGACCAGCUCUGUUUCUGGCUGGUCACCCUGAGCCCCUCCUGCCCUCAGGGCCAUUCCACAGUGCUCCCCUGCCUCACCGCCUCCUCCCCGCUCUCCCAGGAUCUUCCUUCAGAGGCCCCUUUCUGCCUCCAUGGCUACCCAUCCACCCACUAAGACCCCGUUCCCUGAGCCUGUGUGCCCCUAACCUGCCUUUUCCCAUCUCCCCAGCAUAACCAACUUUUUAUUUUUUUUGAGACGGAGUGUCGCUCUGUCGCCCAGACUGGAGUACAAUGGCUUGAUGUUGGCUCACUGCAAACUCCGCCUACCAGGUUCAAGCGAUUCUCCUGCCUCAACCUCCCGAAUAGCUGGGAUUACAGAUGCCUGCCACCACGCCCAGCUAAUCUUUUUUUUUUUUUUUUUUUUUUUUGUAUUUUUAGUAGUAACUGGGUUUCACCAUGUUGGCCAGGCUGGUCUUGAACACCUCACCUCAGGUGAUCUGCUCAUCUCGGCCUCCCAAAGUGUUGGGAUUACAGGCAUAAGCAACCCCGCCCGGCCACAUAAACAAAUCUUAUUAAACUCAACAUAGGCUGGCUGCAGUGACUCACGCCUGUAAUCCCCCAGCAAUUUGGGAGGUAGAGGUGGGAGAAUUGCUUGAGACCAGGAGUUCGAGACCAGCCUGGUCCACAGGACAAAACCCCAUCUCUACAAAAAUAAAUAAAUAAAUAAAUAAAUAGCCAGGUGUGGUUGCAUGCACCUGUAGUUUAAGCGACUUGGGAGGCUGAAGUGGGAGGAUUGCUUGAGCCGGGGAGGUGGAGGCUACAGUGAACUGAGAUUGCGCCACUGAACUCUGGUCUGCAUGACAGAUUGAGACCCUGCCUGAAAAUAAAUUCAUAAAUAAACUCAACCUAAAUGGGCGUGAAUAUAUGUAAAUUGAAUAUCAGAAGUUUUGAGAAACAUCCUUUGUAAAUUUCAUCCUAUGAAUUGGGUCAUUCAUGUCCUACCCAGCUAAAACAGAGGCCAGGAGCCAGGGAGGAAAAGCAGUCAGGCCACACGCCAUUGCUCCCGAAAUGGACUUCUCUGCAAGCCUGACUCCUGAAACUGUGCGUUGUACCCUGAAACCAGCUUUAUCCAUAGCUUCUGCGAUAAAUGGCUGUAAGUCUUGGACU
Molecule: messenger RNA, 2197 nt
Organism: Chlorocebus sabaeus (green monkey)
Lineage: Eukaryota; Metazoa; Chordata; Mammalia; Primates; Cercopithecidae
Source: RefSeq, a predicted model, not a curated record